Molecule: messenger RNA, 1251 nt
Organism: Argiope bruennichi
Lineage: Eukaryota; Metazoa; Arthropoda; Arachnida; Araneae; Araneidae
Product: sterol O-acyltransferase 1-like
Exons: 10
Coding region: 160-1251 (363 amino acids)
Biological process (GO): cholesterol metabolic process
Cellular component (GO): endoplasmic reticulum membrane
Source: RefSeq, a predicted model, not a curated record
GGCAAGUGGCAUCAUUUUGUUGACUUAUUUCAUCCAUUCAUCUCUACAUCAUUUUGUUGAUUCAUCAUUUCAUCCAUCCAUCUCUACAUCAAUGGUCCGAGUAGUGAUAUUUUGGAUGAUGUCGACGCCAAGCUCCAGAAAGGCCCUAAUAGAAUAAUCAUGGAACUUGAAUUAAAACAUAAAAAACCUCAAAACGAUUUUAUAAAUACGCCAUCGUUAACCAAAGGUUCUGAAGCUCCAAGGGAAUUACGAAGAAAAGAAUUUGUUUUAAGAAAUUCAACUUUAACAAAUCUUUGGAGAAGUCCAAAUGUACGCUCUUUAUACAACUUAAUUCUUGCUUUUUUUGUAUUCCUGUACCUGCACAUCGCUAUCUUCUAUUACUUUAAUGUUGAACGGUUAAAAAGAGAUUUAGCAUUGGUUUCAUGGUCAUUUGGUCAGUUUCACAUUGUUACUGCCGUAUGGAUUGGCAUCAACUUAUCGAUUGUUUUCUUUUUACAUCCUGUCUUUCAAUUCUGGGCUUCUUCUAGAGCAUUUGCGAAGAAGAAGGGCCUUUAUGAUUUGAUGUUUUGCACUUUAUUCGUUUUGUAUGAAGCGGCUUUACUGAUAAUUCCACCAAAAAUAAUCAUAGACUACAAUAUACCACCCGCAUCAUCUUGCGCGUUAGUAAUGGAACAGUCUAGACUUUUUAUGAAGAGUUAUGCAUUUGUUCGAGAAAACAUUAGCAGAGUUUUAAAGUUUAAGUUCCAUCAAGAUGAUGAUGAGGAAUCAAACUCACUUCCUUGUCUAGAAGUAGGAAAACUGAUAUAUUUUUUAUUUGCACCGACAUUAAUUUACAGGGAUAGCUAUCCAAGAACAUCUGGUAUUCGCUGGGGUUUCGUUGCCUGGAAUCUUUUGCAAUCAUUUCUUAUUGUAUUGGGUGACUAUAUUGUCUACAUUUGUUUCUUAGCGAAUAGCUUCAACAAGGCGGGCAUUGAACCAAUACCCAUGACUCAUUUUGUGUUUUUGUUGGCUAUUGCAAUCUUCGCAGGUAAUAUGAUCUCGUUCUUAACGUUUUAUCGCAUAUUACACUGUUUGCAGAAUGCUUUUGCUGAAAUGCUGAGGUUUGGCGACAGAUUGUUUUAUGACUCUCAAGGCUUCCUCGCUGAAAACAGAGCUGUUAGUGUAAUGGACCUUCUAAUGUACAUCGUAUUUCACAGUGAUAUCCUAGCCAUUUCGGUUUAUUCCUCAUGUGAAUCCCAUCUCUACUAUUGA